ACGAGCUGCGUGGAGUUCCCACGGACUCGGUUCUCAGCACUUCUGGUCACUGGGUAGUCGGCCUGGACCGGCAGGCUCCAGCCACUCCCCCUGCAGGUAGAGCUGCAGACGGUCACACUCUACACCGAAGUGCCACAAGAGGUAUCGCAGAGGUGACAACUUGAUCUAGGCCUGGAAGGGAAAUAAUUUGGGAAAGGAGAUGUGGGGCAUUCCAGGUGAAGGGCAUUCCAGAAAAUGGGAAGCAAGACUGAAGCAAAUUGAAGAACGAGCAUCUCAUUAUGAGAGGAAACCACUGUCCUCAGUGUAUAGGCCAAGAUUGUCCAAGCCAGAAGAACCACCCUCCAUUUGGAAACUAUUUCAUCGACAAACUCAAGCUUUUAAUUUUGUUAAAAGCUGUAAAGAGGAUGUUCAUGUAUUUGCUUUGGAAUGCAAAGUGGGAGAUGGACAGCGUAUUUACCUUGUGACAACCUAUGCUGAACUUUGGUUUCACUAUAAAUCCAGAAAAAAUCUCUUACACUGUUAUGAAGUUAUUCCUGAAAAUGCUGUGUGCAAGCUUUAUUUUGACUUGGAAUUUAACAAACCUGCCAAUCCAGGAGCUGACGGGAAAAAGAUGGUUGCAUUACUCAUCGAGUAUGUGUGUAAAGCGCUUCAAGAGUUAUACGGUGUUAAUUGCUCAGCUGAAGAUGUUUUGAACUUGGAUUCUAGCACUGAUGAAAAAUUCAGCCGGCACUUAAUAUUUCAGCUCCGUGAUGUGGCAUUUAAAGAUAACAUUCAUGUUGGUAACUUUUUGAGAAAGAUUUUGCAGCCUGCUUUUGACUUGCUCGGCAGUGAAGAUGAUGAUAGUGCUCCAGAGACGAGAGGCCACGGAUUUCCCCAUUUUUCUGAAGCAUCUACAAAACCAGGAUUUUCUUUGAACAAAAUGUUCACAGAAAAGGCUGUAGAAGAAAGCUGGACAUUGAAUUCAAAGAAACUGGAGAGGCCGGGGUCAGCUGAGCAAACCAGUCCCGACCUUUCGUCUCUAGUUGUGAAGAAUAAGCUGGGAGAGAAGCAUCUGUUUGUAGAUCUGGGAGUUUAUACAAGAAAUAGAAACUUUCGGCUGUAUAAAUCAUCAAAAAUAGGAAAGUGUGUGGCUUUGGAGGUCGCUGAGGAAAACGGAUUUUUUCCCACACAGUCAGAAGACGUUUCUGAAGAAUAUCAGUAUUUUCUUUCCUCUUUGGUCAGCAACGUCAGGUUCUCAGAUACUUUAAGAAUUCUUACAUGUGACCCAUCUCAGAACAAACAAAAAGGAGUUGGAUAUUUUAACAGUAUCAGCACUUCAGAAACCAUGGAAGGUUUCCAGUGUUCACCCUACCCUGAAGUUGAUCGUUUUGUUCUUUCUUUGGUGAAUAAAGAUGGCAUUGAAGGAGGAAUUCGGCGUUGGAACUACUUUUUCCCAGAAGAAUUAUUGGUUUAUGAUAUUUGUAAAUAUCGUUGGUGUGAAAACAUCGGAAGACCCCAUAAGAGUAAUAAUAUCAUGUUCAAGUCAUUCUCCUGCCUCAGCUUCCCGGGUAGCUGGGACUACAGGAUUCUGGUUGAUCUGAAAAACGAAGUUUGGUAUCAAAAAUGUCAUGACCCUGUGUGUAAAGCAGAAAACUUCAAAUCUGACUGUUUCCCAUUACCUGCUGAAGUAUGUCUCCUGUUUCUUUUCAAAGAGGAAGAAGAGUUUACAACAGAUGAAACUAGGAGCAGUGAAACCCAGAAUCCUCAUAAGCCAUCACCUAGCAAGCUGUCAAGAGGUGCAUCUGCGGACACAGACUGGAAUAAUGGCAUUGAUGAUGCGUAUUUUUUAGAAGCUACUGCAGAUGCUGAAUUAGCUGAAGCGGCAGAGAACAGUCUUCUCAGUUACAAUAGUGAAGUGGAUGAAAUUCCUGAUGAACUAAUUAUAGAAAUAUUACAAGAGUAACUAAUUCACUCUGGACACUUGUCACCAGGCUAUAAUUUGCCUGAUAUGUCAGAUUUGAUAAAUAUAUUGUUAAACCUGUUUACAUAAACUAAGUUUUAUCACUGUUUUCCAAUUUUUGUUUUUUACUUCUAUAAACCAAUUUCACUGAAAAUUAGUUUUGGGGUA
Messenger RNA from Callithrix jacchus (white-tufted-ear marmoset), 2107 nucleotides. Lineage: Eukaryota; Metazoa; Chordata; Mammalia; Primates; Cebidae. The record is from RefSeq and is a predicted model, not a curated record.